GCAAGGGUAAUCAACGCAACUUUUUGCACAGAAUUCGGCCUCCGACAAUCAACGCAACUCAGUGCACCAAAAUUCGUCCUCCGAUAAUCAACGCAACUUUGUGCACCAAAAUUCGCCCUCCGACAAUCAAUUGGAGUUGGAUUCGUCGAUCUUCCUUCGUCAUUUUCAAGAAUGAUCCGAUUCAUACUUCUGCAAAAUAGGCAGGGCAAGACCCGUCUGGCUAAGUAUUACGUUCCUCUUGAGGAAUCCGAAAAGCACAAGGUCGAGUACGAGGUUCAUCGAUUGGUGGUUAAUAGAGAUCCCAAGUUCACAAAUUUCGUUGAGUUCCGAACACACAAGGUCAUCUACAGACGAUAUGCAGGAUUGUUUUUCUCCCUUUGUGUGGACAUAACAGACAACGAGUUGGCCUAUCUUGAGUGUAUUCAUUUGUUUGUGGAGAUUCUGGAUCAUUUCUUCAGCAAUGUGUGUGAGCUCGAUUUGGUUUUUAAUUUUCACAAGGUCUAUCUGAUACUUGAUGAAUUUAUUCUUGCUGGAAAACUCCAAGAAACGAGCAAAAAGGCACCACAAAAUCAGCUCGAACCAAGCGCCGCAGAUAUUCGUUUGUAUGAAGAUCAUGUUUAUCAGGUAAAGGUUCAGUCGCUGAUAGAUAUGGAGAUGUCACUUCGAACCUCGAAAACAAAACUGCUAGCUGGAAUAGAUCUGAUCCGCCGACUGAAGGUAUCUGCACUGGAGAUCGAGAAUGAGAAUAAAUUGAAGAGCAAGCGGUCAAGUGCCAAAUGGUAGAGAAUCUACCGGGCAUAUUGGAGAAAUUAAGAAGCCCCAACAAUGACAGCAAUUAGAAGUGGAAGGAUGGUGUCAUUGCUUUAAGAUGUGAAGUGGGGAAGAUCAGAACUGACUCAUUCAAACUGAAAGAGGAAGUUUCCAGGCUCUCACUAUCAAUACAUUCAACUUCUCAGCAGGGAAACAAAAAAAUAGGCGGCGGCAGACGGGGAAACAAAAAAGAGGAAGUUCCCGGGCUCUCACUAUCAAUACAUUCAACUUCUCAACCGGGAAACAAAAAAAUAGGGGGCGGCAGACAGGGAAACAAAAAAAGAAUAGCCUCUAUUUCAAAUCUAGUUUCAGAUUAGUUUCAGAUCUAGGGACUCCGAUGUUUAACUCUAAUUUCAGGGUCCCUAAACUGAAGGACAAAACAAAUUUGUGUCAGGGUUUGAGCUCCAUUUGUGUAAAGACAAAUUUUGUGAAUAGUCAAGAUUCAUCUCCAA
Molecule: messenger RNA, 1262 nt
Organism: Cucurbita moschata (crookneck pumpkin)
Lineage: Eukaryota; Viridiplantae; Streptophyta; Magnoliopsida; Cucurbitales; Cucurbitaceae
Product: AP-2 complex subunit sigma
Exons: 7
Coding region: 172-783 (203 amino acids)
Biological process (GO): clathrin-dependent endocytosis; protein transport
Cellular component (GO): AP-2 adaptor complex; intracellular membrane-bounded organelle
Molecular function (GO): clathrin-cargo adaptor activity
Source: RefSeq, a predicted model, not a curated record